Molecule: messenger RNA, 5859 nt
Organism: Chiloscyllium plagiosum (whitespotted bambooshark)
Lineage: Eukaryota; Metazoa; Chordata; Chondrichthyes; Orectolobiformes; Hemiscylliidae
Gene: pan3
Product: poly(A) specific ribonuclease subunit PAN3
Biological process (GO): mRNA processing; nuclear-transcribed mRNA poly(A) tail shortening; protein phosphorylation
Cellular component (GO): PAN complex; P-body
Molecular function (GO): protein kinase activity; metal ion binding; ATP binding
Source: RefSeq, a predicted model, not a curated record
AGCGACGCCCCCUCCCUCCUCACCAUUUGUUUUGAUUCCUUGGGUGCGAAUGCGCCAAGGCUGCGCAUGCGCACUGAGGCGCCAGCUGGCUGCUCGGCGGAGGCCGCUUGCAGCCGAAAAAAAAACAAGCAGGGGGGAGAAAAACUUGUAGCUGCGGUCAAAGCGGCUCCCACCAUCGGCAGAAAUAAAUAUCACCGCUGGGGAGCCUGAGCCUAAUCCGGUUUAUCCAUCCCUCCUGCUUUUUUUUCACCCCGAUCGAGUGGCGGAGACGGUUGCAUCGGGGCCUGUGUGUUUUCAGUGUGUGUUUUUUUUUGUUUUUUUAUCGCACCCGCCCGCCCGCUCCUUUUCCUUCCAAUGUUGUUGUUCUUGUUCUUCUCCGCCUCGGCUCACGGAUUUGAAUUGUGGGAGAAGCAGGGAGGCCGGAGCCGGAUCUGGACCCGCGGCGGCUCUGCCUCCCGGCCGGCCGUGUGUGCAGUCGCCGCCGCCGUUUGAAAAGGUGGCUUACUCCAGCCUUUUCCCGUCUCCGCCUGCCAUGAACGGCGGCGGUGGUGGUGGGCCACUGCCAGGCGGGGGCUCCAAGGUGAAGUACUGCCGUUACUAUGCCAAGGACAAGACCUGUUUCUACGGCGACGAGUGUCAGUUCCUGCACGAGGAUCCCAACAAUGGCGCCGCUUCCGCGAGCCUCGGUCUUAUCGUCAAUAACAACCACCCGGGACUGGCAGUCGGGACGGCCGCGGCUGCGCCGGGAGCCGGCGGCGGCGGCGGAGGAGGAGCUGCAGGCGGAGGAGGGAGCGGCGGCGCUGCCGCCGGGGGAGGAUACCCACACCCACACGGAGGGCCCAAGAAAAACGAGCUCGGCAGCCUGGUGGAGCCCGGGCAGCUGCUCACCAUUCCAGGGAUGGAUGCAACAUUACCAGACAACCUCACUAACUCCUACUUCAGCAGCAGCUUUAUUGGGGUAAAUGGCUUUGGAGGAGGGCCUGCUGAACCAAAGUACCCUUUGAUUCAGAGGCAAGCUAACAGCAGCAGCUCACCCAGCCUGUUGAGUGAUUGUGCCAAAGCAUAUGCUUGUGCAGGACAUGAUCAACUAAAUUUACCUGCCUCAUUGUUCAGUGAUUUCUCUGGCCUCAGCAUUUCUCAACGAAGAAAGCAGACACCGAAUCCAGCUGCAAAUGAAUUCAUCCCUAAAGGAGGAUCAACCUCUCGACUAAGUUCUGUGUCCCAAUCGAGUAUGUCUGCCUUUUCACCAGCCUUGUUCUCUCAUCCAUCCUUGGGUAGUCCAUCAGCAGCUGGGCUAGCCCCGGGAAUGUCCUUAUCAGCAGGAUCAUCUCCUCUGCACUCUCCAAAAAUAACUCCCCAUACAUCACCUGCGCCUCGAAGGAGAAGUCAUACUCCAAAUCCAGCAAAUUUCAUGGUACCUACUAGUGCCUCUACGCCAGUAUCUGACGCAGUCUCUCAAUCUCCAUCUUCUGGUCAGCUGAUACAAAAAGAAACUGUGGGAGGGACAACUUACUUCUAUACUGACACAGCUCCAGGACCUCUUCCAGGAAUGGUAUUUCCGACUUAUCAUAUUUAUCCUUCGUCUGCACCCCAUGUUGCUUAUAUGCAGCCGAAAGCAAAUGCGCCUUCUUUUUUUAUGUCCGAUGAACUAAGACAGGAGUUGAUCCACAAGCAUUUAAUAACUAUGGCACAGAUUGACCAAACCGAAAAUCCAGGGUUUCCAACGGAGGUAGACAACUACCACAGUCUUUUUCCUUUGGAACCUCCACCAGCUAAUCGGCUACAAAAAACAAGUAACUUUGGUUUCAUUACAUCCUGUUAUAAAGCUAUCAAUAGCAAAGAUGAUCUCCCAUAUUGCCUUCGCAGAAUCCAUGGUUUUCGUCUUAUCAACACAAAGUGUAUGGUAUUAGUGGACAUGUGGAAGAAGAUUCAACAUUCAAAUACAGUAACACUCCGAGAAGUAUUCACCACCAAAGCAUUUGGAGAGCACUCACUUGUAUUUGCUUACGACUUCCAUGCUGGAGCAGAGACUAUGAUGACCAGGCACUUCAACGAUCCAGGUGCUGAUGCCUAUUUCACUAAAAGAAAAUGGGGCCAACAUGAUGGACCUCUCCCUCGCCAACAUGCAGGAUUACUGCCAGAAUCUCUUAUUUGGGCAUACAUUGUCCAACUGAGUUCAGCACUGCGUACCAUUCAUACAGCAGGACUGGCCUGUCGUGUCAUGGAUCCAACUAAGAUUCUUAUAACUGGUAAAACCAGGUUACGUGUCAAUUGUGUUGGAAUUUUUGAUGUCUUAACAUUUGACAGUAGUCAAAAUAAUCCACUGGGAAUGAUGCCUCAGUAUCAGCAAGCCGAUCUGAUCUCUCUAGGAAAAGUGGUUUUGGCCUUAGCUUGCAACUCUGUGUCAGGAAUUCAGCGUGAAAAUUUACAAAAGGCUAUGGAGUUGGUGUCCCUCAAUUAUUCUUCAGAUCUGAAAAAUCUAAUUCUGUAUUUGCUGACUGACCAAAACCGGCUACGCAGUGUAAAUGAUAUUAUGCCAAUGAUAGGUGCACGUUUUUACACACAAUUGGAUGCUGCACAGAUGAGAAAUGAUGUGAUUGAAGACGAUCUGAUGAAGGAGGUGCAAAAUGGAAGGCUGUUUCGGCUACUAGCAAAACUGGGAACCAUCAAUGAGAGGCCAGAGUUCCAAAAGGAUCCAACGUGGUCAGAGACAGGUGACCGAUACUUGUUAAAAUUAUUCAGAGAUCAUCUUUUUCACCAGUUGACUGAAACUGGUACUCCAUGGAUUGACCUCAGUCACAUAGUCUCUUGCUUAAAUAAGUUGGAUGCUGGUGUACCAGAAAAAAUUAGUCUGGUUUCCAGAGAUGAGAAGAGUGUUCUCGUGGUGACAUAUGCUGAUCUGAAGCGUUGUUUUGAAAGCGCUUUCUCAGAACUCCUAGCAGCUUCUAAUGGACAGUUGUAGUAUUUGCUGUGCUGAGGCAAAACAUUGCUGAAGAACAAUAUAAAGAGCUAAUUGCACUACAACUGUAUUAAUGCCAUCUCAUUUCACAUUUAAAGUACAAAUGUAAAUGAGCAGCGCUGCUUGCACUUCGGUCAGGUACACUGUUACUUGAAGGAAGAACGUCCAUAUCACAGGAGCCUAGAACUGCCACCAGAGGUUGUUUCUGUGAAGACUGUUUUUAAAUUGGGAAGUGGCAUCAGAUGCAUGAUGAUCCCAGUUUUAUUUUUUCACAUGUUUAUGCACUAAUUUUAAGUUCAAGACUUGUGAUCUUUAAGGAUGUACCACAUGUAAUUUUGAUAAGGGAAAAUCGUUAUCUUUAGAAUUACUUUCUGGGUAACAGUAUAUAUCCCUAAGGAAGAUGUUGAAGUGAUUGUACUGCACGCACGCCUAUGGCAAGGACUAGGUGAAAAUGCCAUUGGAUAUACUAUUUGUGAACUGAACUCCGAUGGGUUAUAUUUCUGGCAAAAAGACAUGCUGGACUUCAGACCAACUGCCAUGUGCUAUCACUUAGAAAACCAAACUACAGAAAGCAUAUUUUUAUGAAAAUCAGGUGGAAUAUUAAAUGGACGCUAUUCUUCCAGGAACUAAACAGCUCCUGUGUGUCAGUGUUGAUGGCAUCUUUGUGAACUAUCACAGCUACACAUCUUUCAUAACAAAAUUAAAAAGUAGCUUUUUUGCUUCAUACAGUUACCAGCGCCUUUUUUAACAACAAAUUCAGUGUAAGUAAUUGGAACAGGUAAGAUGCCUCUACAUUUAUGCAAGCUUUUUUUUAUAGGAGACUAAUUUUUAAAUUGGGUUCAAUACCUGAAAUGUCAGGAGUGGAUUAGGUUUUGUUAUGUAUCAUUUAAUUUUGUAUAAAGUUCUAUUAUUUGAACAGCAGCUUUAAUAGGGUACUUUACACUGGAUAUGGAAACAAACAAGGACUUUGUCAAGUACACUUGCACAAAAACACAGCAGUUGUUUCACAGUAACCUGUGCAAUUUUGGAAUGAUUGGGCUGCUGUGCCUUUACAAUACUGUUGCCCCAAAGUUGGCUUUGCAAUUAGUCAUCUGAAUUACAGAUAUAUGAAACUACCUAAAGUGUGAUGUUUCUUAAAGUUAGAAACAGAAUCGCCUUUUUAGGGAAAUUCUUUCAGAAUCAAUUUCUACAUGUGUUAUCAAGUACUGAAACUGAACCAGCUGGGAAAUGCAGAACAUAUCAAGACAUAAUGCAACCAAACAGUCAUAUGUGACUGCCAAUUCCAUUGGGCCAAAAUAUAGAAAUGAAUCUAAAAGAAAUUUAACUCAAUCUAAUGACUGUGACAUGUCUUUUCUUCCCAGUAUUAAAUCUUUAAUUAUACUGACUGCUUUGUGGAAGAAAUGUUGAAACUGAGGGCAGUACAGCCUUGAUAAUCGAAAGUUCUUACCCGUUACCCCAGUUUUAUAAGCUUAAAAUUCUGCAUAUUGAAUUUCAGUGUUGGCAACGUCAUUCAUACAAAAGAUUUGGAAUCUAAACCUGUUUGGCAACCACAACUAGAUUCACCUGGUAGCAGCAGUUAAAACUAAUGGGGAAGGACUACAUAUAUUUGUGAUUUUGACACAUUUGUAUGCAUCCUGUGUGAAAUUGAUCUAUCAACAGGCAGUAGAAGCAAUUGCAAUGCUCCCUCAUUUUAGCUGCAAAAAAGUUGAGGGAACUCUACUAUGUUCUUUCAAGGAUAAUGUCCUAAGUAAAGUUGUGUCAAUAGCUCAUCUGUUUGACAGAGAAGCAGCUGUUUUUGUAUGUUUUGAGAAAAACAUUUUUUAUAAAAUCACAAAAAACAAAAAAAAUGGUAUUCUGACAAUGAGGAGAAAUACUGUAUUUAUAUCAUUCUGUGCACUUCAAAAGGUUCUUGUUUCCACAUGGUUUCUGAAUAAUUGCGGAAAGGGGAUCAUCUGUGGGUAUUAAGGGUUGGGAGUGCAUGGCCUCCUCACAUUCUUAGUAUGGACCAAUAUUUGGGUAACAGGCAGAGGUAAACAGGGCUUAAAUUUUGAUGUUUACUGAACCAGCACACUGCCUCUGGAUUGUCAAAAACAAAAAACAAUCCCUGAAUCUAAAAGAAAUUCUGAUUACUCUGUUCUUACCUUUGAAUCUGAUUUCAUAGUGAGGUAGCUAAAUGCCUACAAAGUUCAUUUGAAUGUAUUCCUGAUCCAGCCCAAAUCAGCAUUUGUACAUCAAAUUUUACAUUCUUUGCUCCUUUGUUACCAUAGCUAACAUUUCUAGUCACCAUGCGAUUUUAAGUCCUGAUCUAUGAAAUUUAUUCAUAGAUGUCUAUUUCAGAGGGUUCCAAUAUUCUGGACUGUUUCAGAUUCAAACAAUUUUAAAAUAUUUGCAGUUGAGCUUUGAAGUCAAUAUUGAUUUCUCAAACAAAAUUUUGGCCAUCUGCACUUAAAUUGGCUUACCACUAUUGCAAAAUAGUUUAGGAAGGCUUUGAAUAUGGUGAGUAACGUGCUACCUUUUGAUGAUCCAGUGCCAGCCCUUGAAAUCAUAUGGUGACUUCAAUUUUUGAAAUCAUGUAUGGUUUGAAAAUUCAUUUCAGUUAUAUACAGGGUUUUCAGUUGCCUAAUGCUGUUUGAAACAAUCCGCAUAUGUAUUACUUAAAAACUUGUUUUAUAUAUUCUGUCAGUAACAGUUUUUGUUUUGUAAGAAAACCUUGUAAGCAUAUUCUGCACAUGUUCCACUUCAGCCUUAUUUUGUUUAUUUGUAAAGAAAAAUGUCCUGAAACCAGCUAUCACAAAAGUAUCAGUCUGUCUGUAUGACCCCUCCUCAAUGUUAAAUGUUACCACAUCUGAUUUAAACUUUUGUGUGUACAGCAGUAUUUUAAUAAAGAAUACCAGAAUUCA